UCCCCAAGUCAGUCGAAGGUCAUAAAACACAAAUUUGAUUCAUAAGAAGGAGUCCUUUUCCCUGCAAAACGAUUAAAACACACCGACAAGAAAAUCAAAACUCCUCUGAAAAUGGCUCUCUCUUGCAACAACACCCUUUUCCCGAAACCCUUCUUUACCUCUUGUUCUUCUCAGACUCAGGGGACGCACUUCUCCAAUCUCCCACAACCCACCAAGCAAGACCCCAUUUUCAAAAUCAAAGGACCUUCAACUCUCUCAGGCCACAUUACCAUAAGUGGCUCAAAAAACGCUUCUUUACCUCUCUUAGCAGCCACUCUCUGCUGCUCAGGCACUUCACUUCUCCACAACCUUCCCAAUGUCUCUGAUAUCCAAGCCAUGGCUUCCAUCUUGAACUCUUUGGGUGCUAAAGUUGAUGCCUUUGAUGGGAAAAUGAGGGUUAACAGCGAUGGGGUUGGCAAAGUGGAGGUUGAUUUGGAGGAAAUGAAGAAGAUUAGAGGUGGGUUUUUUGUUAUAGGGCCACUGGUGGCCAGGUUUGGUGAAGCUGUUGUGGCCUUGCCCGGUGGCUGUAAUAUUGGAAAGAGGCCUGUAGAUCUCCAUCUUCGUGGGUUAAGGGCUCUCGGUGCUGUUGUUGAACUGAGGGAUGGGAAAGUGUGGGCACGUGCUGCAAAUGGCAGAGGAUUAGUUGGGGGGAAAUUCCGACUGGAUUAUCCUAGUGUUGGAGCAACUGAAACUCUUAUGAUGGCAGCAUCCAUGGCUGAUGGGACAACUAUGCUCUCAAAUGUGGCCAAAGAACCAGAAGUGGUCGAUCUUGCUCGCUUUCUGACCGACUGUGGGGCAUGGAUAGAAGGGGCAGGGAGCGACAAUCUAAUUAUCAGGGGAAAAAGGCAGCUCUAUGGUUCUGAAUGUGUUAUAAAACCUGAUCGAAUCGAAACCGGCACCUUCAUGCUUGCGGCGGCAAUUACUCGCUCAUGCAUCUUAAUGUCACCUGUCAUUCCUUCCCGUGUAUCAUGUUUGAUCGACAAACUCUCCCAAGCUGGCUGCAAAAUUUCACGGUUGGAUCAGCAAACAUUGCAGGUUUCAGCACACCCAUCACAUAUUGGUUACGAUUUGAAAAGUUUCGAUAUUAAGACGAACCCGUUUCCGGGAUUUCCAACAGAUCUGCAACCUCAAACAAUGGCACUUCUCACUACAUGCACUGGUUCCAGCUUGGUGGAGGAGUCCGUGUUUGACAACCGUAUGACUCAUGCAAGGGAACUGCAGAAGCUCGGAGCGAGAAUUCAGGUCAGCGGGAGAAAUGCACUAGUUUACGGGUUUGACGAAGGAAGUUCAUUGCAAGGCUCUCGUGUUAUUGCAAGAGACUUGAGAGGUGGGGUUUCACUUAUAUUAGCCGGAUUGGCUGCAAAAGGAACCACUCAGAUUCAUGAUAUUGCACAUAUUGAACGAGGCUACGAGAAUAUUGACAUGAAGCUUCAAAAUCUAGGAGCUGAUAUCCAAAGACUGACACUCACACCAGUGCCCCUUAUUUUAUAACCUUCUUACGUUUCAAACAUGCACCCAGAUUUGCAUUUCAUUAAAUCCCACGACUCUUUAAACCAUUUCAUACCCGAGAAGACCUAGAUUCCACCAGUAUUCAAGCCUUAAUUCUUUUCGUUGUUGUAAUGAAAGAGUGGCAGUUCAAGAAUAAAUUAUGGAUUUCAAUUGUUUCGAUUAGAUUCGAAAUCCAUGCUUGUUGCAACA
This is a messenger RNA of Gossypium raimondii (Peruvian cotton), 1737 nucleotides long. RefSeq lists its product as uncharacterized. Gene Ontology annotation, molecular function: UDP-N-acetylglucosamine 1-carboxyvinyltransferase activity. Gene Ontology annotation, biological process: UDP-N-acetylgalactosamine biosynthetic process. Lineage: Eukaryota; Viridiplantae; Streptophyta; Magnoliopsida; Malvales; Malvaceae. The record is from RefSeq and is a predicted model, not a curated record. Bases 112 to 1530 code for a protein of 472 amino acids. The transcript is spliced from 6 exons.